UAGAGUUCAUAAUAUAAAUAUAUCCUGUUACAUUAAUAUCAAUUCUAUGUCUUAUAUGGAAUGGUAUUAGUGGUUUACUGGUCCCAUCAGGUCAUUUGGCUGAUAUUAAUCAUUAUAUGAUAAUCUGCAUUGGCUGUUCAUGCUGUCUGCAUAACAGUUCAUGUGUUUGUCCUUCCUUCCUAAAACUUGUCAAGCACCUAUAGCCUUGUUACAGCUUGUUUCUAGUGUGUUAUUAACAGUAUACAGUAUUCUUUAAAAAAAAAAAAAAGUUUUAUAGGUGAUGCUGCUGUUGGACAGGGAGUGAUGCGGUACUUUCUGACAACAAUAAUAUCCAAACUCCAGUUUGGAUUCAGAAUGAAUCUUGGAGGAGUGGGCCAAACUCUGCUAUUUGAAGGUGAGCCUGACCAUCUCGUUCCAGCUGCAUCAGAGGUGCUUAUUGAGAGCAACCUCUUCCGGGUUGCAGGAAGGAUGAUAGCCCACUCCUUUUUGCAUGAUGGCCCCCAUGUCACCGGAUUAAGUCCUGCUGUUAUUCAUGUACUGUUCAAUGGGGACCCUGAAAUGGCAACAAUUGUUGUCGAGGACUGUCCUGAUCUGCACAUCAGGAGUAUUAUAACAAUGCUUGAACUUGAAGAACUUACUCAGGAACAGAAGGACACAGUGUCAGAUCUUUCCCUGUCUUGGGAUCUCCCAGCAGUCACUAAAACGAAUCAGAGGUGGCUACAUAACAAACUUCUAGUACACGCGGUCAUCGGGAGGACCAUGCACCAAAUUAAACAGUUGAGAAAGGGAUUGAAAGAUGUGAUGCUAUGGCCCCUGCUGACAUCAAGGCCAGAUGUUGUCCCACUUCUUUUUCUGAAAAUGGCAGGAAUGCAGUUUGUACCCCAGAUGUUCCUAGACAAAAUCACAUGGCCUGUGGAGGACAGUGAUGAUGAAGAACUUGACAUUGAGUGCAAGUGCCGCAUCACUGGUUUUCUACGGAUGUUCAUUGAAACAGCUUCAUCAGAUACUCUGGCUCAGUUGCUGAAGUUCUGGGUCGGCUGGGAAAUGCUCCCUCCAGAACUCAAAGUGGAGUUUUCCGGGGGAACCUUCCCAUCAUCCUCCACAUGCUUUGAAACACUGAAGCUGCCAGCUCAUUACAACACCUACAAAGACUUUGAGGAAGCACUUGUUGCUGCCAUAGACAGUGCACACACUGGAUUUGCUCUUGUUUAAGUAUUUUCAGGCAAUGAUGUUGCUGUGCUUUUAUUCAGUAGAAAAAGGUCAAUUUGAGUGAAGUGAGUUCAGUGUUUUUCUAACAUUUCAAAUACAGUGCAGUAUUUUCUUUCCCUGAAAAUGACACUGCUUUGUUGUUGCUCUUCUGUCAACUGUUUGAUACUUCAGUGUGCAUCACCUUGCUGUCCUUGCCUGUUGUCAUUGGCUACAUGAGGUUGUUGAAAUAUCUCUUGAUGCUAGAAAAAUUGGUUUUAUUUGCAUUAAAACAGCAUAUUAUUAUUUCAGAUUUUUAUUGACAAAUCAAGUUAACUAAUUCAUGAGUGACAUUUGCACAAUAAAUAAAAUAAAAGGCCUGCUUAA
Molecule: messenger RNA, 1572 nt
Organism: Labrus bergylta (ballan wrasse)
Lineage: Eukaryota; Metazoa; Chordata; Actinopteri; Labriformes; Labridae
Source: RefSeq, a predicted model, not a curated record